Molecule: messenger RNA, 1608 nt
Organism: Gossypium raimondii (Peruvian cotton)
Lineage: Eukaryota; Viridiplantae; Streptophyta; Magnoliopsida; Malvales; Malvaceae
Exons: 4
Coding region: 1-1608 (535 amino acids)
Biological process (GO): DNA integration
Molecular function (GO): nucleic acid binding
Source: RefSeq, a predicted model, not a curated record
AUGCCACCUCCUUUUCCAGGGAGGCUCGCAAAGGAUAAGAAAGAGAAGGAGGAAACUGAAAUCCUCGAAACAUUCAGGAAAGUGGAAGUAAAUAUCCAUUUGCUUGACGCUAUCAAAAAAAUCCCUCGUUAUGCAAAAUUCCUCAAGGAAUUGUGUACUAGCAAGAGGAGGUUAAUAGGUAACGAAAGAGUAAAUGUAGGAGAAAAUGUCUCCGCAGUACUGCAAAAGAAAGUUCCAUCCAAAUACAAGGACCAAGGUAUGUUUGCUAUUUCCUGUGAGAUAGGUACUGUAGGCAUUAAGAAAGCCAUGUGUGAUUUAGGGGCUUCCAUUAAUGUUAUGCCUUAUCCUAUUAAUAAGUUGAUUAACACGGGUCCUUUAAAAGAGACAGGAGUAAUAAUCCAGUUGGCGGAUAGGUCAGUCGUCUAUCCUGAAGGGUUGCUUGAAGACGUCCUUGUUAAAGUUAACGAAUUAGUUUUCCCUGCAGAUUUUUACAUUAUUAAUAUGGAAGAUGAUAACUCAACUAAUUUGUCUGAUAUUUUGCUUGGAAUACAGUUUCUAAGUACCGCAAGCGCAAAAAUUGACGUUCGGAGCUUAACACUGACAAUGGAGUUUGACGGCGAAAUCGUGAAAUUCAAUGUCUACAAAGCUAUGGGUCUUCCUAACUCACUAUCAAAUAGUUCUAGCAUUGAUAUUAUAAAUGGUUUAACUCAAUCCUAUUCUAAAUAUCAUGACUAUGAUGAGUUGGAAACUGUCCUUUACAGAAGCAUUGACAUGGAUGUUUUAAAUCAUCUCGAGGAAUUAGUAAUUAUAAAAGAACCGUUGCGAGAAAUUUUCAAACACUUGGAGACGCAUCCAUUGUUGAUGAAUCAAGUGGCAGCUGAAGAUCAAGACAAAACAAUUUUCACGUGCCCCUUCGGAACGUUUGCAUAUAGACGAAUGUCGUUUGGACUCUGGAAUGCUCCAGCCACUUUCCAAAUAUGCAUGGUGAGCAUAUUCUCCGAUUAUGUUGAGAAAAUCAUUGAAGUCUUCAUAGAUGACUUCACGGUGUACGGAUUUUACAGACGAUUCAUAAAAGACUUCUUGAAGAUCGCGCAACCGCUUUGCAGUCUAUUACAAAAGGAUAAAGAAUUUGAAUUUGACCAAACUUGUAAAGAUGCAUUUGACUUGCUGAAGCAGAAAUUGGUUUCCGCUCCUAUAGUGCAACCACCAAAUUGGAACUUCCCAUUCGAAAUCAUGUGUGAUGCAAGCGAUCGAAGUGUGGUAGCUAUUCUUGGCCAAAUAAUAGGGAAAGAGCCUCAUGUUAUCUACUAUGCUUCGAAGACACUAGAUGCUGCCCAAAGCAAUUACACAACCACUGAGAAAGAACUAUUAGCUCUUGUGUAUGGCACCCCACGAGCAUUAAUCAGUGACAGAGGAACUCAUUUCUACAAUAAGCUCGUAAGUGCACUUAUGGAGAAAUAUGGAGUGACUCAACGAAUUGCCACUGCUUACCAUCCACAAACAAACGGGCAAGCCGAAGUGUCAAACCGUGAAAUCAAGUCCAUCUUGGAGAAGACUGUUAAAACUAACAGAAAGGAUUGGAGCUUGAGACUAAAUGACGCACUUUAG